Messenger RNA from Prunus avium (sweet cherry), 2924 nucleotides. RefSeq names its product galacturonosyltransferase 7 (gene GAUT7). The record is from RefSeq and is a predicted model, not a curated record. NCBI's taxonomy places the organism in Eukaryota, Viridiplantae, Streptophyta, Magnoliopsida, Rosales, Rosaceae. Gene Ontology annotation, molecular function: polygalacturonate 4-alpha-galacturonosyltransferase activity.
ACACAAGGCGUUAACCGAAGGUAAAGAUUUAACUCCAAAAAUAAAAAACCAAAAACAACAAAAGAAAGGAAAAAAAACUUUAGUGUACGGUAAGCUCUUUCUCUUCUUCUUCACCCCUUUCGCAGAGAGAAAAUCAGAGUUUGUGUCAAAGAAGGAAAUCCAAUCUGUGCCGUACUGUCCAUCCUCCAGGCUUGACAUUGAUUGAAUCGCAGUGGGGGACAGAGAUACUGUGAGCUCAUAAACAACCCAUAAAGCCAUUAGAAUGAUUCAUGCCACAGAAGAAGAAAAGCGCUUUACUUGUUGAUGCGGCUGCGAGUGAGGCUUUGCAUUUGAUAACAAUAAGAACCCAACAGCAAGAAGAAGCGCAAGAGGAAGAGGACGAAGAAGGGCUGUUGUUAAUUGGUGUUAAUUGUUGAUAAUUGUUGCUUAAUCGUGGGAUUAGAGGAUGGGAUUGGUGGGUAUGAAAUCGGACUAGGAGGAGAGAGAGAUGAAGGGAGGGGGUGGGGGUGGUGUUUAUUCAGGGAAGCGGAGAUGGAGAGGCCUGGUGAUUGCAGUUUUGGGUCUGGUUUUUCUUUCCAUGCUCGUUCCUCUUCUCUUCCUUCUCGGCCUUCACAAUGGCUUUCACUCUCCCGGUUCAGAACAACAAAGUUCGCCUUCAAUUGGUCUGGGAGGAUAUGGUACAAAAAUCAUCAUUAGAGAUGCUUCUAAUCUUUCAGAGGGGGAUCGUUCAAACCAUGUAGAUGAUCUUGUGAAACAAUUUGCACCAACCCUUUCAAAGGAUAUACUAAAGAAUAUUUCACAUCCAGCUGAAAAUGAAACCAAAAGUCCAAGUGCCAUGCACGACAAUGAGGAGAAAAAAGGAUUUUCAGUCACCCCUCAUGAUGAUCUGCAAUCACUUCCCAUUGAAAAUAACCCUAAAGCUGGUGCCUCAGUUCAAAUCAUUGAUUACGCGAAAGGUGGUGUUGAUCAAAGUGGAAAAUCAUGUGAGUUGAAAUUUGGGAGCUACUGCCUUUGGCGUGAACAACAUAGAGAAGACAUGAAGGAUUCUAUGGUGAAGAGAUUGAAGGAUAACCUAUUUGUGGCGAGAGCAUAUUAUCCUAGUAUUGCAAAACUUCCAUCACAGGACAAGUUGUCACGUGAAAUGAGACAAAAUAUUCAAGAGGUGGAGCGUGUUCUUAGUGAAAGUACCACAGAUGCUGAUCUUCCACCACAGAUUGGGAAGAAGCUACAAAGGAUGCAAGCUGCAAUAGCCAGAGCCAAAUCGUUCCAUGUGGAUUGUAAUAAUGUUGACAAGAAACUGAGACAAAUAUAUGAUUUGACUGAGGAUGAAGCUAACUUCCACAUGAGACAAAGUGUUUUCCUCUACCAACUUGUAGUCCAGACUAUGCCCAAGAGCCUCCACUGCCUCUCAAUGAGACUGACUGUGGAAUAUUUCAGAUCUACUUUUGACGAUACAGAGGCCUCUCUGGCUGACAAGUACAUUGAUCGUGCAUUGCAGCACUAUGUCAUAUUCUCCACUAAUGUACUUGCAUCGUCAGUUGUAAUAAACUCAACUGUAAUGCAUGCAAAAGAAAGUGGGAAACUGGUUUUUCACGUCCUAACGGAUGAAGAGAAUUACUUCGCAAUGAAACUAUGGUUCUUUAGAAAUACAUAUAAGGAAGCCACGAUUCAGGUGUUAAAUAUGGAGCGGCUUGAUCUGAACAACCAGAAAUUACAAUUUUCACUGCCUGUGGAGUUCCGUGUUUCCCGUAGCAUUGAUGCCCAAAGUAGAACGGAGUACUUAUCUACUUUUUCUCAUUUACACUAUCGUCUCCCUGAGAUAUUCCAGAAUUUGGAGAAAGUUGUGGUUCUGGAUGAUGAUGUUGUUGUCCAGCAGGACUUGUCUGCACUAUGGAACCUCAACAUGGAAGGGAAAGUUAAUGCCGCUGUGCAGUUCUGCUCAGUGAAGUUAAGUCUGUUGAAGAGCUAUCUUGGCGAGAACAGUUUCAAUAAAAAUUCAUGUGCUUGGAUGUCUGGAUUGAAUGUGAUUGAUCUGGUUAAGUGGAGAGAGCUUGAUCUCACUGAAACUUACCAAAAGUUUGUGAAGGAGGUGAGUUACAUUGUGAGCACGCAAGAGGCGCAAAACGAAGCUGUUGCACUGCAUGCGAGCUUGCGUACCUUUCAGGAUUUGAUUUAUCCUCUUGAUGGUUCUUGGGCUCUCUCUGGACUGGGUCAUGACUAUAAUGUAGAUGUCUAUCCAAUCAGGAAUGCUGCAGUGUUGCACUAUAAUGGAAAGAUGAAACCUUGGCUUGAGUUAGGGAUCCCAAAAUAUAAAGGUUACUGGAAGAAUUUUGUGAACCGAGAUGAUCAGUUCUUGACUGACUGCAAUUGGAAUUCAUGAUGAGCUGGUUGUCCUUGGUUUUACUGCAAGAGGUUCUCCGAAAUAUGGGGAUCCAGAAGCAUUAAAAGAUGGAUGUCUAUUUUGUGGGUGCUGAUAAUUAUUUUUUUUAUCAAGCUUCCAAAGCGAGGACGUGAUAGCCGCGCUGAGUUUGACAAUCACAUAAUUGUAAUUUUUUGGUAAAUAAGACAUAAAAAAAUUUGUUUUUAUUUUUGCAAAGAGCAGAAGGAUGGAGCUCCUGGAAGGCUGCUAAGUUUCUGAAUUACCGUCUUUGGGGAAACGAAAGGUGAUUUGAUGGACAAAUCCAGGGAGUGAUUUGAAGAAAUUUUUUUGCUGAGUGGAAAAGCUGUGCAAAUAAUUCUGUACACAGGAAGGGUGCUAUUGUUUGUUUGUCCAAUUAGAUUCAAUUACCAUUCGUGAUAUAAAUGACAGUUGGCUGAGAGAGCAAGUAGUCUCUAUGCCUUUCAGAGAAAUCAUUCUUCUGAGAUUGUAUUUUAUUUAUUUAUCUUUGUCUUAGGUGAUGUCAAUGGACUAUAUUUUUUUUUUU